This is a messenger RNA of Eublepharis macularius, 4271 nucleotides long. It is a transcript of the gene ANO9, whose product is annotated as anoctamin 9. Gene Ontology annotation, biological process: chloride transmembrane transport. The transcript is spliced from 25 exons. NCBI's taxonomy places the organism in Eukaryota, Metazoa, Chordata, Lepidosauria, Squamata, Eublepharidae. Bases 215 to 2512 code for a protein of 765 amino acids. Gene Ontology annotation, cellular component: plasma membrane. Gene Ontology annotation, molecular function: chloride channel activity. The record is from RefSeq and is a predicted model, not a curated record.
GAAGUCCUCUCAUCUCGACCGGUCUGGAGUUGACGAAACUCGAGAGAAAGAGAGGCUUGAGAGGGUGCCCCCCCGCCCCGCACGCACACACCCGGGACGAUCUCAGAUUGAGCCUCUGAGUGGCGAGAAUCGCAGGCGAGAGCUCCGUGCCUAGGACGGACCUUUUCGCACGAGGCAGGAAAAAAAGAGGGAGCCGCGCCGGUUUCUUUCCACCAUGCAGGAUAACAGUGUAUGGGUGCCUAUGAGAGACCAUCCUUCAGAAGAUGUUGAUGCUCUGAUUCCUCCAUCCCAGAUGCCGAACAAAUGGGAUUUUGUCCUGGUAUGUGAUGAUCACAAACCCUUAAGUACAAAGAAAAGCAAGGAAGAAGAGUUUUUGGAAGAACUGCGUAAGAAAAAGUUAAUUGUCGAGACAAUUAAGGACAAAAAGCUAUUUCAUGGAAUCCGUGCCCAAAGUUCAAUUAUCCAAAAAUACAAGUGCCUUUUGAGCGAUCCUGACUAUGAAUUGGAUUAUCUGAACACACAGCCAGAAGAUGAACAGCAGGGAAUGACUUGUACAAGGAUACGUAUUGUCAACUUUAUCCUGCAGAACACGGAUAUAUCUUCAAAGCAGAAUUUUCAAGACUUGAUGAAAGAAAAUGUCUUUGAAACAGCAUUUCCACUCCAUGAGAGAAAGAAAAACGAUACGUUCCUGAAGAUAAACUGGAGAAGUAUCCACAAUACACAUCUUAUUGAAGAACUUAGGAUGUAUUCUGGGGAGAAAGUCGCCCUAUAUUUCGCCUGGCUGAGCUGGUACACUUACGUCUUACUCAUAGCUGCAGUGCCAGGCAUAAUUCUUGUCAUAUAUGGCUUCAUGUCCUUUAAUUCCAGUCAGGUCAGCCAAGAGAUCUGUGCAGCCAACACUACUAUCAUGUGUCCACUCUGUGAUCAGAAGUGCCCAUUUUGGCCACUGUCAGAUACUUGCACUUAUGCUAAGCUCACCCAUUUGUUUGACAAUGAAGGGACGGUACUCUUUGCAAUAUUCAUGGCUGUUUGGGCCACUGUAUAUUUGGAACUAUGGAAGAGACAAAGAGCUAAAGUGGUUAGUGAAUGGAACCUAUAUUGGUGGGAUGAAGAGAAGGAUGAUUUGGCCAUGGAGCUCAUUAGUAAUCCAAAAGGCCGUGAAAUCCGGAUGUACCAACACUCUUAUGUGCGCACCACAAUUGUGCUCAUCUUAUUUACACUUAUGAUCUGUGUGCUGAUUGGUAUUGCACAUGCAAUUGUCCUUUAUCGGGUCGUGGUGACAGUUCUAUUUGCUCAAUCCAAUUCUGGAUUCUUUCGAGAGCGAGCCACUACUAUGGCAGUAGUAACUGGGGCUGUGUUGCAUUACUUGUCCAUCAUCAUUAUGAGCAAGGUGAAUAGGCACGUAGCUGUGUUCCUCUGUGAUCUGGAGAAACCAAGGACAUUCUCUGAACGAGAGAACAACUUCACAGUCAAAAUCUUCAUCCUCCAGUUCUUCACCCACUUCUCUUCUCUAAUCUACGUUGCUUUCUUCUUAGGGAGGAUUAAUGGCCACCCUGGAAACUAUGUUCGUGUUGCUGGCAAGUGGAGACUGGAAGAAUGCCACCCUAGUGGUUGCCUUUUAGAUCUCUUUAUCCAGAUGGCUAUAAUCAUGACAUUAAAACAAACCCUGAGCCACCUUCAGGAGUAUUUGUUACCCUGGAUAAAGUGUCAAUGCAGAAAGCUGUGUGCCAAGCCCAAAUCCCACAGCAGAGUUCACAUGGAGGAGAGUGCCCAGAACCAAUGCAAGGAUGAAUGGUUGCAGAACUACCAGCUUAACGAAGUCGAUAUCUUCAGUUUAUUCAAUGAGUUUUUGGAGAUGAUGAUCCAAUACAGCUUCACCACCAUUUUUGUGGCUGCCUUCCCACUUGCCCCAUUGCUGGCCUUUUUCAACAACCUCAUUGAAAUUCGAUACGAUGCUGUCAAGAUGGCAAAACUGCAGAGGCGGAUGGUGCCCAGGAAAGCCAAGGAUAUUGGUAUUUGGCUGCAGGUCGUGGAAGCGAUUGGUAUUUUGGCUGUCAUUGCCAAUGGCCUUGUGAUUUCUAUCACUUCAGACUUCAUCCCCAUGCAAGUGUAUAAAUAUACACGCGGUCCGUGUAUGCAGAAGAAUUACACUGGCAUAGACUGUUUCACAGGUUAUGUGAAUCACAGCCUGUCUGUGUUCUCCAUCCAGGACUUUGAGAAUCGUGAUGAACUGCCAGUUCUUAAGGACUCCAUGGGGAAUAAAAUAACCCACUGCAGGUACCGAGACUACCGGAACAGUGAUGACUACAGUUACUCUGUUGAGUUCUGGCAUGUUUUUGCUGCACGCCUUAGCUUCCUUAUCGUGUUUGAACAUGUGGCCCUGUGCAUCAAACUGAUUGCAGCAUGGUUUGUACCUGAUGUCCCGAGAAGGAUUAAGAAUCUGCAUCUGAAACAGAAAUGUGAGAGGCUACGGAAACAACUAAGUGAAAUGGAUAACUCCACAGAAGUAUAGAGAAAUGCCAAGGAAGGUGUUGAGAAGGUAUUCAGAGCCAGUGCCUUGUGGAAUGGUGCUAUUGGUUUUGAAGAUGACAGAAGAACUCUGGAAGCCUUGUGAUUCUCUUACUGAUGUUGUUGAAGUAUUUUGUCUCUUUACUGAAAUGCAAAGUUAGCUUUAUAUGGUAAGGCAGCUUUGAAUAUUUCAGCAUUCCUUGAAGAAGUGAAAGUAUAUGGUAGGAACAGAGCUAUACAUAAGAGAAUCAGGCAGAAUUAAAUGAGAAUGUUUGCACAGUCAAGUAAAACGAUUUGUAGACAGGCUCUCAUAGCAUUUUGGUUUACCAGGAUUUCCAUUCACUUCUACCAUAAGUGACAGGCAAGAUCUUAGAACUGACAUAUCCCAUCACUCACAGCACAUCUGACAUUUAUAAUGACACCUGCAUAGAGCUAUAUGUCUUGUAAGCACUGAUCAUAAAGCAACACAAAAUCUCUGUCUCCAUUCAUUGGAGUGUGUCAAUGUUACAUUUAAUUGUCAUCUUUAUUUUGCUAUAGCCCUUGAUUUAAGUAGAAAUAUAUAUUUUUGUGGAGUCUGGAUUCUUUGGGCAAAAUCCAAAGGAAAAAUUUGUAUGUCCCUACAUUGGCAGAGAAAUCCCAACAAAAUCUACAAACUGGUUUUGAAAAUUCCCAUGAAUUCAUAAGGCAGCUUGAAGGAUAGGGUAUGAAAGAUGCUGGAUGAGAGAUUCAUUAAAAGAAAGAAGGGAAACUGAAUAAAGCUCUACCAUGAAAGGCUCAGAGGCCCUGUGUGAUUACCAUAUACAAACAAUUUGGCGUUUCAUACCUGGUGUAGAAGGAAGUUCCAAUUAAGUUAUGUCAGUUUUGCGAAACAAAGUACAUUAGAAAGAAAAGCAGCAAAAGCUGAGGCUUCAAGUUUUCUUUUAGAUGUGGUCCAACUUGUGUCAUUCAUCUUUUGUUAUGUGGAUUGAGUUAGAACAUUUAAAUAAAUAUUGUAGUUUAAUCUUUUUUUAAAAAACAACCAAACAAAAUCUUUGACUCUGAAUACUUUAGUUUUUCAUUGUUUUCAAAUCUUACAUUUUGUACAUAUUAAAUUACUUACAAUAGAACUAUUUCAUAAUGUUGAGAAUGUAAAACUGCAAUUUAUACUAAAGGACAUUUCUGUAUUAUUUUAUUGUAGGGAAAAAUCCUGACUCUUUGCAAAGAAUUUAGUUGUUGAUUUCAGUGGUCACACAAUUAUACUUGCUGGCUCCUGAAGUAUAAUUGGGAGUUUUGUCCCAAAACAGUCUGGGUCCAAAGCCAAAAAUGACCUUCAGAUGCCUUAUACACAUGUACUUUCCACUGACGGCUCCUGUGUCCUAUUGUGGCUUUGGCAAAAUCUAAAUUUCACUGUAAGUUAGCAAUACUUGGCGAACAAUUCCAAGUACAUUGCUUGAAGCACAGUGAAAUUUGAUUCUAGGUAGAUUUGUCUGAGAAUCUGUCAGUGCCUCAAUCCUUAAAGCAUUUUUGCUUAGGAAAUAAUAUUUUAAUGAUGUCUUACUCCAGUAUGAAGUGCAGAGUUUGACUCUGUGGAUUACUUGGACAAAAACCUUAUACAUUGAAGGAGGGGGGUGCCUUAAUUCUACUUAGAUUAUUCGUUGCUGGGUUGUGCCUUGUCCUGUUCAAUGUUGUACUUUUAAAGAAAAACAGACAUUUACUCUGAAAUUCUGUGCAAUAAGUGUAAUUUUUAUUAACAGAAAUUUUAUAAAAUAAACAUGUUUAAAAGA